Messenger RNA from Periconia digitata, 816 nucleotides. Lineage: Eukaryota; Fungi; Ascomycota; Dothideomycetes; Pleosporales; Periconiaceae. The record is from the annotation of a GenBank genome assembly.
AUGAGCGUUCAACAUGCAGCUGUUCUUACUAGCGAUAUUCGCGCUGAGGAUGCGCCUGACCCAGAGGAUCCGCACUAUCGAGGCGUUUUGAUCCGACCUCUUCCACUACCUGAAAAUGCUAAUCAACCACCCCAAAAACAAUCCCCUCCAAUCCUGCGUGUCCCAGGCGAGAUCCGUAACAGAAUCUACUUCUUCCUCUUCCCCACGCAUCAAGAAUACCGACUUCCAGCCCGCCACAAAAAACCCCACGAACACAACUCACAGUUCCCAAACCCACUAAGUGUACGUCUGACGUGCCGAAAACUGUAUUUUGAAACCAAUCUCCUGGCAUUCCAAAAAGGCACAGUGAUAGUAGCACCCAGUUUCCGCGUCCUCAAAGACUGGCUCGCAGACCGAACUCCCCCAGAACUCUCCGCGAUUGUCGGGAUAGAAAUGAAUAUUGGCAUAAACCGCAAACAGGACGCAGAUAAACACAAUGUCAUCAGCGCCAAUGACGUCGCGUUCCGCGACCUGCUACCGGAUUGCACGGACCUCACAGUUCAUGGGAUCAUGGUUGGUUUCCGACCGAACCGUCCCGAGUUCGUCGAAGAGUAUGAAGCGAAUUUUUUCCUUGACUUUGAGAAUUACAACAUGUUCCGGGAUUAUUUUAGAAUGCUGAGGCGGUUGAAUCGCGGGAUGGUGAGUUUUCAUGUGUGGAGUGAUUCUUGGGGUAAGGCGGUGGAGAAUCAUGGCGAUAUUGCUGAUCGAGUGGUAAAGAAAGUCAUUUGUCAUAGGUGUACGAUUGGACCUGAUGGGUUUCUGGAUCUGCCUUGUUGA